GUAGGCGUUUGGAACUGUGUGCCGAUUCUCCAGUUAGUAUUUCUUUUGCGUCACCGGCAUAUGCUUAUCUAAUUAAAUAAACAACUCAGCGAUGGACUGAAGGGCGAACUCUGCGCGGCAAGAAGUCAGCUAAUCCGAGAACUAUUAUCGAUAUUACAUAACUACAUCGCGCGACAUACAGACAAAUUUCGGGUGACCAUUCGGUGGUUAAAUCGAGCACGCACUUAUUUGUUGGCGCUGCCAUGCGUUAUACCGAACGCCGGUUUAUUGACGCUUCGCUGCUCGAGCGUAGGGGCGAUGAGGAAGCGAACGCAGUUGAAAACGUCACUUACGUAACGAAGGAAACGAUAUACAAACGUAAAAAGUGCACCAUACUGCUCGUGAUUCUGGUGACCUGUGCCAGCUUUCUGGGUAUCGUGCAUUUGUUAAGUAAUGUGCCCGAGUUUAAUCAGUACAGAAUAUUACGCGCCUAUCAACGUCAAAUUCGAAAUGAAGCAAAAGCUGUCGAAGCCGGCCGACCGCGCACCAUACUCUUCUGGAAUAGUUUUUUCAAAAAUAAACGUUGGGGUUUCGACGAGGAUACGCUUGGUCCAGACUACUUUCGCGAUAAAAUGAAUUGUCCGGUGUAUCGUUGUGAUUUGACGAAUAACCGCGACUUUUUGCCCGCCAUUGAAAUGUACGAUGCAGUGCUCUUCCAUGUGGCCGAACCGUUUCCUCUUUUGUAUUCCGCGCCGCGCGUACGUGAACCGCAUCAGCUAUACGUGUUUGCUUUAAUGGAACCGCCGGGCGAGACUAAACAUGUACUCACCGAUGAGGGUGGCUUCUACAACUUGACUAUGAGUUACAGACUCGAUUCGGACCUGCUGUGGCCCUAUCAAAUGUUCGAAGAUAUUGAAACAGGCGCGGUAGUGGCGCCGGCGAUUCGGCCCAAGUGGCGUCAAACACCGGCCGUGUGGAAUGACACGAACGUUUCGCAAUUAUGGGAGGGUAAAACUCGUAUGGCUGCUUGGUUUGUGUCGCAUUGUGAGACGUUGUCGAAACGUGAAAAAUUGGCAGCGGCAUUGCAGAAGCACAUACCCGUGGAUAUUUAUGGGAAAUGCGGCAAUUUCAGCUGUCCUUACACCUCAAAUGAAUGUGAUGAACUAUUGGACAAAAGUUACAAAUUCUACUUUUCCUUCGAGAAUUCGUUGUGCAAUGAUUAUGUGACCGAGAAGCUGUAUAAUGCUAUGAAACGCUAUGUGAUACCAGUUGUAUUUGGUGGCGCCGAUUAUAGUCGCUUCGUGCCACCACACUCGGUGAUAGAUGCUGAAGAUUUCGAAAGCGCUGCAGAGCUUUCUGCGUACCUUCGUUAUGUGGCCACGCAUCCGGAGGAGUAUAUGCGUUACUUCUGGUGGCGACGCUACUAUCGCCUGACUUUUCGUUCACCAUUUUGUGAUCUCUGUGCGAAGUUGCACAGCGUGUCUUUUAGGCAGAAAACACAAACAUAUACAGACAUCGAGAAGUGGUGGAUGGGUGAUCAGUGUCGUUUUGAGGCUAAAAUUGGUUUGUAAUGUGCAGAAAAAGGUGCAUAAAUUUAUGUAAAUAAAGUGCAGUUAUAUAAUGUAUGCCUGUA
Messenger RNA from Bactrocera latifrons, 1612 nucleotides. Its product is annotated as alpha-(1,3)-fucosyltransferase C. Bases 243 to 1550 code for a protein of 435 amino acids. The transcript is spliced from 3 exons. Gene Ontology annotation, molecular function: alpha-(1->3)-fucosyltransferase activity. The record is from RefSeq and is a predicted model, not a curated record. NCBI's taxonomy places the organism in Eukaryota, Metazoa, Arthropoda, Insecta, Diptera, Tephritidae. Gene Ontology annotation, cellular component: membrane.